Cavia porcellus (domestic guinea pig) is the source of this 763-nucleotide messenger RNA. It is a transcript of the gene Bloc1s1, whose product is annotated as biogenesis of lysosomal organelles complex 1 subunit 1. The record is from RefSeq and is a predicted model, not a curated record. NCBI's taxonomy places the organism in Eukaryota, Metazoa, Chordata, Mammalia, Rodentia, Caviidae. The transcript has 4 exons. Gene Ontology annotation, cellular component: BLOC-1 complex. The coding region runs from base 144 to 521 and encodes 125 amino acids. Gene Ontology annotation, biological process: endosomal transport.
ACACAACCAAACGCCUCUCCACUCUGAAAGAGGGCGGUCCUGUCCUCACGUGACGCCGCAGCCACGUGACCCGCCCAAGGAGCCGGCGCAGUCCGGUCCAGCAGCUGCAGGGUGGCACGCCCAACCCCCAGCCCCAAGCCACCAUGCUGUCCCGCCUGCUCAAAGAACACCAGGCCAAGCAGAACGAACGCAAGGAGCUACAGGAAAAAAGAAGACGAGAAGCCAUCACUGCAGCGACCUGCCUGACAGAAGCUUUGGUAGACCACCUCAAUGUGGGUGUGGCCCAGGCCUACAUGAACCAAAGAAAGCUGGACCAUGAAGUGAAGACCCUGCAGGUCCAAGCUGCCCAGUUUGCCAAGCAGACAGGCCAGUGGAUCGGGAUGGUGGAGAACUUCAACCAGGCACUUAAGGAAAUCGGGGAUGUGGAGAAUUGGGCUCGGAGUAUUGAACUGGACAUGCGCACCAUUGCCACCGCCCUGGAGUAUGUCUACAAAGGGCAGUUGCAGUCUGCCCCCUCCUAGCCCCUAUUCCCUCCCCCUCCUCACUGUAGGGGCAGGAGGGAGACUGAUGGGUCAUAAGACACAGUGUCCAGCCAGGCAUGGUGGCGCAUGCCUGUAAUUCCAGCACUUGGGAGGCUGAGGCAGGAGGAUCAUGGGCGAGUUCAAGACCAGCCUGGGUUACAAAGUGAACUCAAGGCCCUCCUGAACUGCAUAGUGAGACCCUAUCUCAAAAAGACCAAAAUUAAAGUUUUUUUAAAACAGCA